This is a messenger RNA of Nelumbo nucifera (sacred lotus), 1138 nucleotides long. RefSeq names its product WAT1-related protein At5g07050-like. Gene Ontology annotation, molecular function: transmembrane transporter activity. NCBI's taxonomy places the organism in Eukaryota, Viridiplantae, Streptophyta, Magnoliopsida, Proteales, Nelumbonaceae. The record is from RefSeq and is a predicted model, not a curated record. Gene Ontology annotation, cellular component: membrane.
UGCCCAAAGUGAAAGACAUAAAAUGGAAGGAAAGCAAGAGAGCAUAAAAGUCAUGGAGAGAUCGCAACCUUACUUUCUCAGCAUAUUUAGCAGCGCUUGUUUUGCAGGGUUUAACAUAGUUUCCAAGGUUUCUCUAAAUAAAGGCAUGAGCCGUUAUGUCCUCGUCGUCUAUGCUCAUGCAAUUGGAAUGCUAACCACAGCUGUUCUUGCACUUCUCUUCGAAAGGAAAAAUCGACCUCGCAUUACUUUCCGAAUCUUGACCCAUAUCUUCAUCUUGGGGCUUCUGGGACCCGUAAUUGCAAUGACAACAUUCUAUGCUGGCAUGGGAUUUACUUCAUCUGCAUUUGCAUCUGCCAUGGCCAAUCUAGUUCCAUCAAUGACACUCAUUUUGGCGAUUUUAUUCAGGAUGGAGAAAUUAAAUAUCUUCAAAUCUAGCAGCCAAUUAAAGAUAGGUGGAACUCUUAUAGCUUUUGCAGGUGCUACAAUCAUGAUUAUAUACAAGGGUACCAUUGUAAUUUCACUUUCUUCAACACAUUCUACCAAACCAAUGGCGUCAUUGGAAAAGGAUUGGGUGAAAGGCUCCCUUCUGCUUAUUGUUUCAAAUUUUUCACAAGCAGCCUACUAUAUAUUACAGGUUACAACAAUUAAGUUAUAUUCAGCUCCAAUCUCUCUUACAUUGUUGACAUGCUUAAUGGGAGCAGUACAAGCAGCAGUAAUGACAACAAUUUUUGAUCGUAAAGCUUCAUCAUGGAGGUUGAGUUGGGAUAUUAAGUUGCUGGCCCCUAUUUAUUGUGGUGUCAUGGUCUUUGGAGUAACUAGGUACAUUCAGACGUUAGUAAUUCAGAAAAGAGGCCCAGUGUUUGUGAGUGCUUUCAGACCAGUAGGGACAAUAAUUGUAGCUGUUAUGGGACUUUUUAUCCUGAAAGAAGCUUUACACUUGGGAAGUAUUCUUGGAGCUGUUUUGAUAUUUGCAGGCCUAUACAUGGUUUUAUGGGGUAAAGAGAAGGAGAAUGCGAAUGAAUUAAUUGAGAAAAAUUUGCAUGAUAAAGGCGAGAAUGUAGAACCAUAGAAUGAUAUCAAAGGGACUAUUGUACUGAAUGUUUUAUGCACCACUAGCUUAUCAAUAAUAAAUAUUACU